AAUGUUAAUUUGUGGUAAAAAUACAACUAAUUGCGAAAUAGAUAAUAAUUUUAAUACCAACUGCAAAGUAGGUAAAGUUGAAUGUUUAGUUCACGAAUAUUGCUUUGUUUAUUGGACGGAAGAGUUACGCGAGGGUAAAAUAAAACGAUGGAAAUACGUUGGUUGUCUACAACCACAAUAUGGUAAUUUAUGUAAAUUAAACGAAGGAUUCUGUCUUGGCGAUUCAACUAAGAAAGAUCUAUUUUUCUAUGUUGAAAAGACACUAAACUUUGUUCAGGUUUUUUGCUGUUGUAAAUCGAAUCUUUGUAAUAUGAGAGUUCCAACUGAUAAAAGCGUAUUUGAAAGGAUAGAAAAGGAUAGACAGAGACCCAAUGACAAAAAUAGCGAGACUGCUACUAUAAGAGAGAGUAGUGAAAAGGAACUGAAUAAAACAAGUGUCAUUCAAGAGUUAAAAGGCAGAAAAUAUGAGUUAAGAAAGGAGCAAUUGCAUUUAGUUAUUGGAAUUUUUUAUACAAUAACACUCGCUUUAUCUACACCUUGCCUAAUUGUAGUCUGUACAGAAUACUAUCGCAGCUUUCCCAAGGAUAUUAAGACUAAUGAAGAAAGCGAAUUGAUUUAUGGAAAGUGUUUAGCAGUUAAUAAGUUCGAAUCAGAACAAUCUGAUAGUUCAAAGGAUGAUAUUGCACUCCCUGCCAAAGGAAUUAACAUUAACACUCCCUUCGACGAAGCAAAUUCAAAUCUAGCAGCCGAAAGAAUGGAGAAUAUUUGGAAGAAUAAAAAUAUCCCAAAUAUUUAUUAA
This is a messenger RNA of Dimorphilus gyrociliatus, 799 nucleotides long. The record is from the annotation of a GenBank genome assembly. NCBI's taxonomy places the organism in Eukaryota, Metazoa, Annelida, Polychaeta, Dinophilidae.